AUGGUGCAUGGAACUCAGGCAACCCACGCCGCAGCGAGGGCUGCUGCACCAACAAACACGUCGCGACCAAAUUUCUCUCGAACACGCCGUUCCCGCGCAUCAGGAUCCUUCCACGCCGGAGCGCCGUUCCCGAUACCGUCCCCGUACGAUGAACCCGUCCCUGCCAGUAAUCGGACGCGAAGACGUUCCGCUGUUCGCCAAUUGCUCCGUCGCCAGUCGACGGCCAAAUACCACACUUUCCCCACCCCACCACCAGACGCCCCUUCGGACGACCAGCGGUCACCCCAAGAACCCAAGGCCUGGUACAAACGUCUUUUCCGGCCCUUUAAUCACGCAUCCAACCCCGAGCAAGACUCGGCCGAUGGCUUACCACGCAACGCGCCGGGCGCCGACGAGGACGGUCACCGAGAUCGGAGGAGGCAAUUAGCGGAUUCGGACACUUAUUCUGCCGACGAAGAUAUCACUCCAUUGCCCUGGGAACAAUUGGGCCUUCUUGCGCUUCUCUCGCUCGCGGAACAAACCGCGCUGAACUCGAUUGGCCCAUACCUGCCAACCAUGGUGGCCUCUUUCGACGAGAUCCCCGGACGGGUCAUGAGGGUUUAUACGUCGGCCUCCUCGCAUCGGCCUUUGCCCUGGCAACAGGCUGGCCACCAAUUGCUCUGGGGCUAUCUGUCGGACCGCCGUGGAACGCAAGCCGACCAUGCUGCUAGUCUUGGGAGCAUCACGGGCCCCGCCCUGGGUGGUUUAUUGGUUGGGCUUUCCAGGAAGGACAAAUACCCAUUUCUGGCGCCCAACAUUGUGGAUGCCGCCCUUCUACUUUCCAGCGUGGUGGUGUUAGCUAUUUGGUUCGAUGAGACUCUCGGUUCCGCUGACCGCGCCGCGGCUGGCCCGGGCUUAGGCUGGUUCAAAAGGGUACGAGAGUGGUGCUCAGCGCGCUGGGGCACGGCGCCAAGCAAUUUUAGAGGCGAAGGCAGACAGUUGUCAGGCCCUAUGCGCACCGCGCUGGGCGGCCUGGACACGCACCCGGAUUGUGAGGACGAAGUUUUUGGCUCCGAAGACGAACAGCAAGAGCUACUCUCGCCCCAAGGCAGUCAGCACGCAGACGGCGACAGCAAGGGCGCCGAGGGUCAGGAAUCGGCCUUCCGUGAACUACGCAACCGCAACACACUGGCCGUCUUGGGGACCUAUCUUGUCUUCCAGCUCGCCAACAUCUCCUUCAAUUCCCUGUACCCCAUAUUCGCUUCCUCCCCACCGCCCACAGGCCGCCAACUUGGACCCGGUAUCAUCGGAGUCAGCCUCUCGUUGGCAGGCUUGGCCACUAUUUUUUUCCAACUCUUUGCUUUUCAAAAACUCAAGACACGGAUCGGAAACCUCGGCACCUACCGCUAUUCAUUGCUUGGCAUGGCCAUUAGCAUGGCGCUCAUGCCCUGGGUCAACCAUCUUGAUGAUGAGCCAAUACUUGGACUAGGGACUGGCAAGACCUGGUUGUAUGGCGAGUUGGGGGUCAUUCUGGUACUCAAGAACAUCUGCGCCGUUGGUGGGCUCAGCAGCGUUAUGUUGUUGACCCACCUUUCCCGACGGGGCGAUUGGCUGACGGCACUUGGUGAGCGGCCCGAAUCAGACCGCAUGCAAAAGCGCCGGUCCGGCGGCACCUCGUCAAUUGCGCCAGCUUCUGGCAACUUUUCAGCUCAUUUCCAGCAGAUGGCGGGCGUGGGAGCUGCAGACGCGCCCGGUAGAAGUGGCGAUAGUGGCAACCGCGGCAACGGGGCUGGCGACACCAUUGCUGGCCCCAGCACCAUGAUUUGCUUUAGAUGCAAUACCCGAAGGCCUGUUAGCAUGUUCUACGCUCAGCUACGGGCAAAGCCUUCUUCGUCUUCGUCACCGUCUCUCUCCCAGCUUGAUUCAUCGCGCCCCGCUCCCACGACACCGGGAGCCGGUGGCCCGCCGCUCGUCACACCGGAGGUGCGGCAGGGUCACUCUAGUGGGAGCUUCUUGCCGUCGGGCCGGUCAUCGGUCCACUCGUCUCAAUAUGACGGUGACGACGUCCCCAACAACUUCUCCUCAAGCCAGCUUCCCUCCAGCCUCAUCCCCGCCUCCCAGUUGCCUCCACGCCCUGCGAGAGGACGCCCGCUUUCAGUGCGGCCUAUACCUGCUCGCGAUCUCACAGCACCCGAUCCUCCAUUUGAGCCGGGGGUGACGCCGCUGGAUACAAUUGCGGUAACUUCGGAGGAUGCCCGGCUUAUCAAAUCCUUUCACCAGCAGCUUACGGACGACAAGAUGGAGCUUUGCGGCCGGUGUCAGCACCGCUGGUUUGACAUGAAGCUACGGGACUUUAAUGGUGUUGCUGUCUGCCACACGUGCCAGCGUCGCGACUUCCCCUACCUCCGUGAGCAAGCCGACCAGCCUCCCCUUCCCUAUUUCUACUCAGCCGCCAACAAUCUUGACUUCGGAGACGUCCCUCCUCAGCUGGCAAGACUAGGUGAGCUCACCCCGGUUGAGGAAAUGCUUAUCGCGCGCGUCCAUGUCCAUAUUCAGGUCCUGACGGUGCGCGGUGCGCAAUACAAGUAUCGCGGUCACGUCGUGCAUUUCUUGCGGGACGUGGGCAAGGUCUAUGGCCAGCUACCAUGCCUUGCGCGGGAUCUUGACGUUAUCAUCUUACGGCCUGCCAACACCGCAAACCACCCGCAUCUCCAGCGCCAGUUCCGCCGUCAAUUUGUUGUGCGCCGCAAGGUCGUCACCGCGUGGCUGCUUUUCUUGCGCGCCCACCACCCCGGCUAUCGAGAUAUUGAGGUGGACCAAGCUGCCUUGCAAGCCCUCCCGGAGCGCGGCGAUCUCAUGGACCAGCUUCCCAUCCAUGAAGUUGAGGAUGCUGCUGUCAGCCUCGAGGAUGCUGUUGAAGAUGUUGACUUUGAUGACCAGGAGGCGGCUGCUGUACCGAAUAUGGUCGUCAGCGAGCGAGAACUUGAUAUGUUGCGCGCUGAGCUUGCUGGUGAGCCUCAUGUCCACAAUCCCAUGGAAUUUCAACCCCGGCGGCAAUCUCCACCUCCAGAUGAAGCACCACCAGCUCAGGACCAUAUCGUCGUCCCCGAGAUUCGCAGCACUCCCCUCAGCGAAUUCAAUCGCUCCCAAGCUCUUCUCUCUCUUGCCUUCCCCUCACUUUACCCGGAAGGAAAAGCUGAAUUUGUGCUCCCGCGGCAGCGCAGUAUCGAAUAUGGCGACUAUCUACAGCAUGCACUGAAAUGGCGCGACGGGCGCUUCGCGCGCCACCCCCGAUUUCGCUUCGUCGCCUUCAAUACUCGGAUGAGGCGUCAGAUCAGCGCCAGAAGCGCGUUUUUCGUGAAGCGUCAUGAGCAGCUCAACCCCGAGCCAGUCAAUAUCGACACUUUGAAGGAGGCGCUCCGCAAUGAGACCCCUGACGGCAAACGGCUUCUUGACUCCAUCGUGCGAUGGACGGGCAGUAUCCGCGGCACCAAAGCUUACUGGGGUGUCAAGCUUCAGGAGCUGCUCGCCAUGGCCUUCGCGCUCAAAUGCCCCAGUGCUUUCAUUACUUUCAGUGCUGCAGAUAACCACUGGCAAAGCCUUCAUCAACACAUGCCGCGCUUUGAGGAGUGGCUGGCUGCUGAAGAGCUCCAGCGGAUGCGCAUCUCUGUCGCCAAUUUGCGCGAUAAUCCCCAUAUCGCAGCCUACCACUUUCACCGCCGCCUGCAACUGUUCACCACGCUCGUCAUGAAGCAGAAGUUCAAUCUCACUGAACUAUGGCAACGGUACGAGUGGCAGGGCCGUGGCAGUCCCCACAGCCAUGGCCUAUACUGGUUCCUUGAAGCACCGCUCCCUGAGGUGACUUCAGAGGCAGCCCGCCAGCAGUUCGCUGAGUUUUGGGGCAUUCACGUCCACGCCGUCAACCCGGAGGCUGGGCGGCAGAUGCCGCCGGGCGAAAGCAACCCGCUACGCGCCAUUCCCACUGUUGACAGUGAGCUAAGCUUCGCUCAGCUGUCCAAGGUUGUCAACCGCGUCCAGCGUCACCACUGCAACACCUCAUACUGCUUACGGAAGAAGAAGACUCCCCGGCAACCCCUGGAUGCGUCUCCAGCACCAGCGCCUCAGAGUGAGCUCGCCUGCCGCUUCUAUUUCCCACGGCCGGAGCACCAAGAAGCCAUCAUGAUGAAUAAGAUAGCCGCGGAGCGAGAUUACCCAGCCCAGGAGAUCGCUCACCAUCUCCUUGAGCUUCAACUCGUCCACUGCAGCCGUCAGAUUCUCAAGGUGGACUGCCGAAGCCCUGAGGCGCAACGUCAGUACAUCAUCCAUGACGAGACGGUCCAGGAGACGCUCUCCAUUUACACUAAAUAUCUGGGCCGAGAGGACACCGAGGAUUGGGGUGGGAUCAGCUACUUCCAAUUCCUGACGAAGGUGAACUUCUCCAAGAAGCCAUGGCGGCACUGGCAAGCACCAGCAAAAGACCGGGUGCUGCGGUACUUUCCCAAAUACAAGCAAGAAACUCAAAGAGACGACUUUUGCCGUAUGAAGCUGACGUUGCACCACCCCCACCGUCACCACGACGAGCUCAAGAUUGUAGAUGGUGUCCCGUUUGCUAGCUACUCUGCCGCCUACCGCUACUGCUUGGAGAACCACAGCCACGAAGACGACUAUUACGGCGUCAUGGCUGACGGUCACGAAGAGGAGUUUCAGGAGGCGUCAGAUGAGGACGAGGAGCCACCAGACGCGGCCAAUCCCAUCCCCUGGGACGAGUUGGCGCGUGAGCUCCCGCGACGGGGUCCGGAGACGGAGGAUAUCGAACUCCUGGGCAACCGUCCGCAGGAUCUUACAAAAGAUUGGGGCAGCCACGUUGGCACCCGCCCAUACUGGCUCAGCAACCAGCUUUGGAAGGAGACCAAGCUCGCCCAUCCCCUUGGCUUUGACGUCGGUGACUUCCCUGACGGUGCGGAGGACACCUUGAGCCCCCACCAGCGCCUCAUCUACGACAUGGUGAUGACCCACGACCAGCAGACUGUUGAUGGUUUGCACCCUCCACCGCUCAGGCUCAAUAUUGACGGCAGAGGCGGCUCAGGCAAGUCUUACGCUAUCAAGCUAAUAUCCGCUCAUCUGUACAAGCGGGCGGUGCAGCAAGCGCGCCCUGAUGCUGAGAAUAUCGUCAUUCGGUCAGCACCAACGGGCGUAGCUGCCAACGGGAUCCAGGGGACCACGCUUCACUCACUGCUCCGCCUCCCCGUCGGUAUCGUCGCCUUCGAGCCACUGAGCCCUCCAGACGUGGCUGCCGCGCAAGCUCGCCUCCAGUCGCUCAAAUAUCUCGUCAUUGACGAGAAAUCUAUGAUCUCGCUGAAGACGAUGGGCUUCAUCGAUAACCGCCUGCGUCAGAUCUUCCCCCGCAGCAAUGAGCCAUUCGGGGGGGUCAGUAUUCUGCUGAUGGGCGACUUCUAUCAGCUCCCCCCCGUCAGGGGCAAGCCACUGUACUCCCCGGCUCAGCUAGUUGAGCCGCUAGAGAUUACCGGCCGCAAUGCUUACCAGGCGCUGAAUCAGACCAUUGAACUCACCGUCGCCCAGCGUCAGCGAGGUGCGGAUCAGGAGGCUUUUCGGGCCGCCCUAGAAGGCCUCAGAAACAACCAGCCAACGCAAGUCACCAACUACAACCUCGACCACAUGGUCGCCCUCCAGCAGCCUUGCCGCCAAGUCGUCGCCAAGCACACAGGGCUGGGAGCCGAGACAGUGCCCGCCUCCGAUGCUGGGAAUCUCCACUACAAGCUUCCCCUUUGCAUUGGUGCGAGGGUGAUGUUGACGGAGAAUAUCUGGACGCCCGCGGGCCUCGUCAACGGAGCAUUGGGGACCGUCCGCGAUAUUGCCUGGGCAGCAGGCGUAGACUGGAGACAAGAAGCCCCCAACAUCGUCGCCGUUGAGUUUGACAGCUACGAGGGCCCGCCGAUGUGUCCCGCUGGCUUCUCUGUUGAGGGGGCGCCUCAGGGGGUGAACUACGCCAACGUCGUCCCCAUAUUUCAAUCACUACGCGAAUUCCCCAAAGGCCGCAUUGUCUGCACCCGCAAGCAGUUUCCUUUGACCAUCGCCUACGCCAUCACCGUCCACAAGUCGCAGGGGAUGACCGUAGAGAAGGCGGUUGUGGAUAUCUCGGAGCGGGACUUCCAGCCGGGGCUUUCGUCGCCCCAGCGGCCAUAUUUCAACCUGACACCCCCAACGUCGUCUCAGCGCCAUAGCGACAGCACCGGUACUGCCAGUCAAUCGCCUACAGCUCCCAGCGACCGCCCGGAACACUUGCUCCGUGUUCUGCCAUCUCUCACCGCAUAA
Molecule: messenger RNA, 6312 nt
Organism: Chaetomium globosum CBS 148.51
Lineage: Eukaryota; Fungi; Ascomycota; Sordariomycetes; Sordariales; Chaetomiaceae
Exons: 8
Coding region: 1-6312 (2103 amino acids)
Biological process (GO): telomere maintenance; DNA repair
Molecular function (GO): DNA helicase activity
Source: RefSeq, a predicted model, not a curated record